GGCCCCGGAGCGGGCCCUCCUCGGCCGCGCUGCGCACCCCGGAGCCGGGCCGAGCGUGAUGGGGCGCAACAGCUGCGGGUUGCAAGCGGCUCUCCCCGCCCCGGCCCAGCCCCCGCGUUGGUUGGGGGCGGCGCCCCCUGGGCCGGCUCCGGGUCCCGGUCGCGGACGGGGAGGGGCCGGCGCAGCAUCUUUUUAUGGUGAAAGCUAUGUGGGGCUCAACAUCAUAGAAGUUUCCUCUGAGUUAUCUCUUCAAUUAAAGUUUCAAACCAGCAAACCACAAGGAUUACUUUUUCUUGCAGCUGGGGAAAAUGACUACUGUAUAACAGAACUUCUAUCAGGAAACUUACGGGUGAGAGUUAAUUUGGGGACAGGUGAACAAGUGCUCCUUUCUGAGAAAAGACUUCGUGCGGAUGACUUGGUUUGGCAUUUAGUGGAAUUGUACUGUUUUAAGGAUACUAUCUCUCUGGUUAUUGACAAACAUUAUGAGAGGACUGGCCAGAUCACCGGUGGGGUGCACAAUUUGCAUUGUCAGCAUGGAAUCUACGUAGCAGGCUACGGUGGACUUGAUGUCCCGUACCUAGAUGGAGAGAGCCCCAGUUUCCGUGGAUGUAUGGAGGAUGUGGUGUUUAACCAGAGGGAGAUCCUUACAUCCCUUAGAUCGUACCCUGGUUUUAAGAAAGUUUAUGAGGUGUCACUAAGUUGCAAUGAUGAAUUUUUUGCAGCGGAGGAUGAAGCCAUCAAUUUCUUUAGCUCCAGAUCCUGUGUCACCUUCCCAGAAUGGAGGGUGCAAGGGGACGGGCUAUUUGAAUUUGCUUUGCAGACUGGCACUCAACAAGCCUUGCUUUUAUUUCAGUCAGUUAGUGACAACCAGUGGCACGUUAUUCAACGCAGAUUCACUCAACGGUAUCUGGACCUGAUGGUGGAUGAACAGGGAGUAAGGACAUCGCUGCCUUUACAAAGCAAACCGUUUGUAUCUGAAGGCCCUCUCUUCGUGGGAGGUCUUGAUAGCCGCAAGGGAGAAGAAGUUAAAAGGUUAGAACUUGCCUCUGUGCCAAGGAAAUCUGCUCAAGGAUCUCUUUCAAAGGGUACUUAAGAGGCUUGGAAGCCAACUCAGAAAAGAAAGCAUUAAAGGAUGCCCUUAUUUCCAAAGAUAUAUCUGCUGGGUGUAAAAUGAAGAGUGGUGAUAACAAAAAUCCUUCUGUAACAACCACAGAAAAGCUGCUUCAGGCAGAAGUUCCCCUUUCCACUGCCGACCCUGAGGUGGGCAAGCCUAUUCUUCAAGAAGCCAGUAGCUGUUUCUUGGUUCUGAAUAACUUGAAAGUCCAAGAAGGUGGGCAAACCCUACUGGAACAAAGCAUAUGAAGGUGGAUGUGGAGUUGAAGGAUUUGGGUGUCCAUCAGUCUCAGAUACUAUUUAAAAUAAAGGAGAUGCCUAGUCAUGGGUUCCUUCGAUUAGAUGUUUCCCCCGAACAAGAAAUGGAGAAGGCUUUUACUCUGUUAGAUUUGGGGCAAGGAAAAGUUUGGUAUGUCCAUGACGGUUCAGAAGAACCUAGGGAUUACUUCACAUUUUCAGUCUCUUCCAACAGCAAGAAGGAAGUGCCAUUAUAUCUUCAAGGACAUGUUUCAUAUGUGUUUAACAUUAUUGUCAUUCCAGUAAAUGAUCCCCCAAAUCUUAAGCUCCCCGAAGGAAACUUGCUUCUUGUGUUUGAGAAUUCUAAGAAACGACUGACUCCAAAUAUCAUACAUGUGUCAGACCCAGACACAGAUUCCUUGAGUCUUAGUUUCUCAGUUCUUGACAACUUCAAUUCAGAUGCUGGGUUUUUAGAAAACACCAAUGAUCCUGGGAGAGCCAUUAAUGGUUUUACAUACGGGGAUUUAAGAGAUGGCAACAUUUUGUAUGUGCGCAGGGACCAUCGGAACUCCUGGAUCCUUCUUAGAGCAAGUGAUGGAGAGCUGGUUAGCAAUACAGUGGUGUUACGGGUCAUGGCUGUUCCUUGGGACUUUGCAGUGGCCAACAGAACCGGUGUGGUCGUACGGCAGGGUGGCACGGUUCUGAUUACGCAGAGCAACUUGUUGGUGGAGGUUAAUGGUGAAGACCCUGAGGUGGACAUCCGCUAUGCUAUCACUCAUCCACCUCGGUAUGGCCAGAUUCAGUGGCAGGGGUCAAGUGGCGAGUGGAAACAAACUAGUACCUUCUCUCAGCGUUCCGUUGAUUGGGGUCAGGUCUGAUACUGCAGUACAUUCAAAGAAUUGCAGCUAGAAAAUGUUACAGAUCACUUUAAAUUUAAAGUUAACAUAGAAGGAAAAAGCAGUGAAGAACUGAUGUUUCCGGUUAUGGUACAAUGGCUGAAGUUUACCCUUCUGAAAAAUGUUCCUCUUGAGAUCAGUAAAAUAAACAAGCACAUAUCGAAUUCUGAUCAUUUGCAGGCUGCGACAGAGGGUGUGGAAGUAGCUGAGAGGGAACUGCAUUUUAAGUUACUGACCCCACCUAAGACAGGAAAAUUGCUACUUGGCACAAAAUUUCUAAAAGCAAACUCAGUCUUCAGCCAACAAAACGUUACAGACUCUAAGAUAAGUUAUGAAUCACAGGGGAGGCCCAGGGAACAUUCACAAGACACUUUUAGGUUCUUGAUGGUUGCAGAACACAUCGAAUCAGAAGAUUAUAUGUUCAAAAUAAAUUUUAAAGCAGAUAAGAGGGGCAUUAUUGUAAUGAACAGACGAUUAUUUGUAAAAGAAGGAGAAGAGAAAUUAAUCACAAAAUUGGAAUUAUUUGCUCAAACCUCGGACAAUCAGACUUUCCAGUAUAAAAUCACCAAGAGUCCUCAACAUGGGAAGCUGAAACUGAUUCAAUCUUCAGAUUCUCUGGGAAGUCAUGACAGUAUCACCACGUUCACUGAUCAAGACAUCUUGGGUGAGCAGCUCAUGUAUGUGCACGAUGACUCUGAGACCCAGUGUGACGAGUUCCUCCUCACAGCCUCCACUGCAGGCCCAGGCCAAGAGGGAGUGGUCAGGGACUUUGAUACAGAGCAUCUGUCUACGGAAAUUAAAGUCACCGUUUCUGUGGAGUUAAAGAACGAUGAGAAACCAGUGCGUGUGGUGGAUAAGGUCUUUCAUGUCGUGCGGAACGGCCAGCGCUUGCUGACCCUAGCUAAUCUCUGUUACCGUGACCCCGAUGCAGAUUUUGAUGAUGGGCAGUUGCUCUACACCCGGCGGAGCAUCCCGAAUGGGGACUUGGUGCAAGCCAGUGACCCGACUCAGAAACUCUACCAGUUCAGGCAAGAAGACGUGCGGGAAGGGCGUGUGCUCUUCAGGCAUCAGGGUGCAGACUCGGCCCGCUUUGUGCUGUUUGUGACAGACGGUGUCCACUACACAUCGUCCCUCCUCGAGGUCAGUGUGUCAGACCCCUAUGUCUGCAUAGCCAACAACACAGGACUGCUGGUGCAGAGAGGAAAGGACAGCAGCCUCACGACAACCAACCUCAGUGUCACCACAAACCAAGAUGUCAGAACAGACCACGAGAUCAAAUUCCACAUCCUGCGGCCCCCAAAGCAUGGCAGAGUGCUGGUCAACAGCUCAGGGCCCGGCUCAUUUUCCCUGCAUGACUUGAAGCGAGGACGUGUGAUUUAUAGACAUGACGGCAGUGGCAGCUUCGAUGUGUUCAACCUGACGGUGAAAGUUAAAGAUACAUAUUUAGAAGUGGGCGUGUCCGUGCAAGUGGACUCAGAAAGCCACCAACAUCACACCCAAAUUCUGCACAGCAAGACCCUUGUGGUUGAAGAAGGAAAACCAGUAAAACUGAGUAGAGGAAGGCGCCAGGUAGGCAGUGGUCCCAGUGCCAAGCAUCCUCACUCUCCUAGAACCGCAGGGGCAAAUGAUCUGCUUGCUUCUGGAAGUAACGUGGGGGAGUACCACUUCAUUGAGGAAAUGAUGUGUUUCUCCAGGAAAGACACGGAAAAGGUAGAAAAUGAAUUGAUUUCCUAUGUUCAUGAUGAUAGUGAGGCGCUUCUUGACAAUUUCACCAUCUUUGCAAAUAGCUCAGAGCUUGGAAAACGGAGUUUGCCUCAAACUCUUUUUGUGACUGUCGAAUCAGUAAAUGACGAGGCUCCAGUAAUAACAGCCAAUAAAAUCCUCCAGGCCGAUGUAGGGGUGCUCAUGUGGGGGAGUGAGGAGCCAUAUGAAUGUCUGAGGCAAGAGCAUCCCCAGCAAAGGAAUAAUCCAGAGCAAAAGUUGAUUAGAGAAACUCGAAACAGCCUAAUUCCAUCAGACCUGGUGGGACGUCUCAACAAACACUUUAAACUCAGCGUGUUCAAAACUGAACUCCUGCUCUUACUGCCAGAUCCACUCCACCCGCAGCUGCCCUCGUUUCGGUUGACGGUGUGGGUGAAUUCUGUCACUGAGAUUACCAGUGGUGAGCUCUGUGCAGAAGAUGGGGACUCCUCCCCACAGGACCUUGCCUACUUGGUCUCUCCACCCAGCAAUGGGCAUUUGGCUCUCAAGUCCUUUCUUGGCCGAAGCAUGCAGAACUUCACCCAGGCUCAAAUCAGUGAGGGUCAGCUAGUGUUUGUACACACUGGUUCCAUGAAGCCCCUUUCAGCUCGUGACCUGAGAGCUGCGACCAAUGACGUGGACAGUGCAGGAAACAGAACUAUGACCUUUACAGUUGUAAGUUCCCCUAGACUCGGGAGGUUGGUGCGAGUCGAUUCUGACAACAGCACAGAGGAUGUUUCCGUGUUUAUGCAGCAUCUGGGUGAUGUGGCAGAAUUGAAUUUAGCUUUUGCUUUGCUAUCGCCUUUGUCUGGGGUGCAUUUAAGGGAACAGAUCGUGAGGGUCCACGUUGAAGGAGCAACCCCUCUCUUGGGCAUUGCUGUAUUUGCAGCAGGGGGAAAAGAAGUGAUGGUGGAAGCAUGCGACAACUCCACACGUUUAUGCUCGGAAGUGCCAUGCGUCACUGUGCUCACGUCUCAUUGA
Messenger RNA from Balaenoptera acutorostrata (minke whale), 4967 nucleotides. Its product is annotated as chondroitin sulfate proteoglycan 4-like. The record is from RefSeq and is a predicted model, not a curated record. Bases 2322 to 4967 code for a protein of 881 amino acids. NCBI's taxonomy places the organism in Eukaryota, Metazoa, Chordata, Mammalia, Artiodactyla, Balaenopteridae. The transcript is spliced from 12 exons.